GAAAAAAUUACAUCAAACCUUGACUAUGAUAUUAUAUAUCCAUGGUUGCAACCCAAUAUUAUUUAGGGAUUACAGAAAUUUGAUUUUGUUGCAAGAACUUAGUUGAAGUUAAAAUGUGAAGUCGAAAAAAAAAUAUUAAAAAAUGAUAAAUUUCAUUGAUUAGAUGUUAGUUGAAUAAAAAUCUUUAAUUGGUUUGGCGUAGAUACGAGUGGCUUGUCCCUCAUAUUAUAGAAAACCAAUUCCCACCCACAAGUCAUGUAAAAAAAGCAUCAACUAUCGAGAGUGGGCUUUAAACCCUUUGACCACGUAGGUUUGACCUUACCCUGGGACUAUUGCUUCAUUGUAACCGUGAAUUUACCAACUUUAAAGAUCCAGAAUUAUGCAAAUUUUCUUAUGCCUUCUUCAACUUCAAUUAGCCGUAGGCCAUCUACUCCCAUUCGCCCUACAAUCUCAGCCAUCGGCAGUUGAAAUAUCCUCGCCUAUGAUUGAGGAUCUAAUGGAAGCUGAACGGAAACAGCUCGCUGGUCAUAGAACUCUUUUCCCGAUAUAUAAACGGUCUUUCCAAUCUUUACCAGACUACACUUUGGAUGAUCUUGUUUAUUUGAGAGCGGAGUACGAUGAACUGAGCUCUCUGUUUGACAGGUUCGCCCAAGCAGACUUAUACAAUCCUAAAAUCAAGAAGAGCAGUGCCAAUAAUGAUUAUUCUGAAGCUGAUGACUCUGACUGGAUGAGGAAUGCAAUUAGAAAAAUCAGAUCUCCAUCUAUUAGAACUGCAAGAAUCACACGAAGAAGCUCAGGAAACCAGGCCAGAAAUGUUAGAGCUGCUGAAAAGGUCCGAACCGCAAGAAUUACAAGAUAAGAACUUGAGGCAAUGAACCCCUGGACAGUAAACAGAAUACUGAACAAGAUUAUAUAUGUUUAAGUUAGAACAGUAACAUAUCAUACCAAAGUUGAACUGAUAUAAUAAAUAUUAAAAUUUUUAA
Messenger RNA from Eurytemora carolleeae, 983 nucleotides. RefSeq lists its product as uncharacterized. The record is from RefSeq and is a predicted model, not a curated record. The transcript has 11 exons. The coding region runs from base 380 to 859 and encodes 159 amino acids. Lineage: Eukaryota; Metazoa; Arthropoda; Copepoda; Calanoida; Temoridae.